This is a messenger RNA of Vanrija pseudolonga, 1086 nucleotides long. RefSeq names its product Cell cycle checkpoint protein RAD1 (gene RAD1). NCBI's taxonomy places the organism in Eukaryota, Fungi, Basidiomycota, Tremellomycetes, Trichosporonales, Trichosporonaceae. Gene Ontology annotation, cellular component: checkpoint clamp complex. The record is from RefSeq and is a predicted model, not a curated record. Gene Ontology annotation, biological process: DNA repair; DNA damage checkpoint signaling. Bases 1 to 1005 code for a protein of 334 amino acids. The transcript is spliced from 7 exons.
AUGGCUUCACAACGCGACCAGGUGCCAAUACUCGUCGCUGAGACGGACGACGUGCGCCCGUUCGCGCGCCUGCUACGGGGUAUCGGGCUCAAACACCACGCCGCCAUGACCAUCUCCAACGCGGGCUUUGAAGUGACAGUCGAGGAGGCGCGCAGCAUGUGCGCGACGGCAUGGAUCCCCGCCAACCUCUUCACCGAGUUCACCUUCACCGACGAGGACCCGGCGUGCUUCGAGAUCUCGCUCGACGCGCUCCUGCAGUGCCUCAACAUAUUCGGGAACGCAGGCGGCGGUGGCGCGGGUGCCGUGCCCGUCGUUGGCUCGGGAAAAAAGCGGCGGUGGGCCGGCGAGGGGGAGGAGCGCGAGGAAGACGACGGGGCAUGGCGCGGCAAGGGCCGCGAGCGGCGGACGGGGAUGCGGCUUACCUGGCUCGGGACGGGAUACCCGCUGUCCAUCCUGCUCCGCGACGACGCGAAAGGCCCAGUGACCAACUGCGAGCUGUUCACCCUCGAGCCAGAGGACCUCGUCAACCAGCCGUUCGACGACGCGAAUCGCACUAACGCCCAGUCGGCCUGGUUCCGCGACGCGUUGCUCGACCUCCCGCCGUCCUGCCAGCGCGUGACGUUCCGCGCACGCCCACAAGGCGAGCCGGUGACGGACAGCCGGACGACGAGUGUGCGCGCGCGCAAGCUUGCCGAGUCGGGCAGCUUCUCGAUCUUCGCCGAGGGCGACUUUGGCACGGUUCAGUUCGACUACCCGUACGACGCGGAGGUCAUGGACGCGUUCGAGUGCGACGAGGCGGUGACGUUUAGCUACCACGCGUCCCAUGUCGCGCUGCUCGGACGCGCGGUGCAGCACUCGGCCAAGAUCUGCCUCCAGAUCGAGACAACCGGCUUCUUAUCCGUCCAGGUCAUGAUGCCGCUCGCUGAGAACCAACCGCCCGAGCUCAACAACGGCAUUCUCGACUUCAAGAUGAACGCUCUGGAGGACGACGAGGACGAGGACUAAGCGGGCAGCUGGUAGUCCCCUGCGUGUACACGAGCACACACACCAAACUCACACCGGCACCCCCACCGCCAUGCCCCGCGU